Messenger RNA from Xyrauchen texanus (razorback sucker), 2040 nucleotides. RefSeq lists its product as uncharacterized. Gene Ontology annotation, molecular function: DNA binding. The transcript is spliced from 11 exons. Bases 157 to 1797 code for a protein of 546 amino acids. The record is from RefSeq and is a predicted model, not a curated record. NCBI's taxonomy places the organism in Eukaryota, Metazoa, Chordata, Actinopteri, Cypriniformes, Catostomidae.
GAACGGGCGUGGUUUGAGUCUAACCUAAAUACCCCGAACGACGACAACAACUGAACCUAAAUAAAUCAUUACAAUAAUAUAUAUUUAAAGCUAAACUAUAGGGUUCAUUGUGUUUAACCGUAUAACCCCAACGAGUAGGACAGCAGUGGACCGAGCAUGUCUGUAAACGUGAACAAUGAGAGGAAUAUGAUCUUGGGAUGGUGCAGUUUGAAGGCCGAAGCAGAAGAGGGCAGUCCAGAGAGCAUGAACGAUCACAGCACAGCAGUGAUGAGAUCCAGAGGCACCAGUCCCCUCAGUGACAGUAUGAUGUCCGAAGAGGCAGGUGAUGAAGUUCUUAUUAAUGACAUCACACAUGAAAUACCAUGUGAUUCAAAUGAGGAGAAUGCCCUUACAACUGAUAUGUAUGGAGCCGAUCUGCAGAGAACUCUAGGAGAGAUUCUUGCAUACUGUCAGGUUACAUAUGGAGCCAUUUUGAAACUUGAUGAAAAGUUUGAGAUACUGCAGGCUAAAGUAGCAUGCAUUCAGACCCUUCAUCAGAAUACAGCCCACAUCUCUCAGAGGACGCGCGUGUCAUCCAGCUACACAGACAACUUCCAGCCAAAGACCGAAGCCUCGCUAACCCCUGAUGCUGCCUCCAUGCCUCACCUGGUUCAUAGUUCCUCUUCCUCUCCGCUUUCUUCUGUGGAGAGCAGGAAACCUCCUACACUAUCUCCUGGACCAGAGGUCCCCAGCCCUCCGCGGCUUGUUAUCCAGAACCAGUGCCACAGCUCGGCAAAGGCCACAGCAACAUCCCACAAUUCAACACAAGGAGCGUCUUUCAGCAUAAAUAAAAUUAAACUGAUGCAGCAACUGAAGGAGCGAGUAAAGAUUCAAGCUCAAACAAGCAGCUCAGCUUCAAGUGCAGAUCCUGCAAACAUAAGGUGUCUGGGUAACUCUGAGAGGAAGGUCUUCCUUUCAAAUUGUGUGCUGCAGAGGGCAGGUAAAAUGGCACGACCCAGUGCAGCAGUGCGGUACCUUUUACGGAACAUCUUCACAACGGAGGAACUUUCUCAAAGCAGCACCACUGGAAACCCUGUCAGAUGUCUAAAGAGACUCGACCCAAACAAGAUCAAUGCCAUCAGAGAGUGGGCAGUAAAGAAGUACCCAAAAUUUGACCUUCGUGAGAAAGGCAAAGACUGGAAAGUUUGUCUGUCUGUGAUGAACUCAACGUCCCGCUACUUUCGGUUCAUGGACAAGACAAGGAUGCUAAAAAUGAAGGACAAAGAACAAGUUCCAUCAGAAGCAGCAACUACAACAGUUACAUGUGAACCCACCGCUGAGAUUGAUGUCGAACUGUCUGACAGUGACAGUGACCAGAAACAACAGGAAACACUCAAGAGCAGGAUGAAAACAGUUUCAGACUGUAACAUGCCCACCAAUUCUAAAUUGACUAACAGUAUUCCCACAGUUCAUCUCGGCCCUCCUCAUCGAGAUGUGAAGGUUCCUGAGUUUGCCUUGUCUGCAGCACAUCUGAGAACACGUCCUGAGCUCAUAGCUCGAUAUCUCAUCAAAUUCCUCUUCCCAGAGGAUGUGCUGCUACGCAGUAAUGUUUACGGUGGUGCACGGCACGGGAUUCAGCCCCUUGACCGCAACAGAAUAUCUGCACUACGAGAGCACCUGUUGGAGCGUUUUCCCUGGAUGAGUCUGGAAGAAGGUGGAUGUGACUGGAAAAUUUGCGUAGAAGCCAUAAACAGCACAAUCCGCAAGUUUCGAUAUGAGCACAAGAUGCGCAUAAAGAAAGAGAAAUGCCAGCGCUGAGACUGCUUAACUAAAAACAAUCCUCAAUUAUAGAUUCAUUUUGGAAUGCUGGAAUUAGGACUAACUUUUGUUGAGAAAUGCUGUCAUAGCUGGUACUGGUAAUUUUAUGUUUUUCUAAAAUACAGGACUGAUAUUUGUUCAAUUGUUAUUUGUAGUGGUUUUUAUGUAUUAUUUAUGAAUUGUUAAAAUAUGAAUUAUUUUCAACCAAGAAUUAACUGCAAAAAUCACUUUUAUUUGGCAAAA